ACUGAGUUCAUUCCUUUUGAUUUAGACAACAACAGCCCUCAAAUUUAUAAACGGCUGCAUUUGACAUUAGGUCUUGUAUGCCGCCGACAGAUUUUGACAAACAGUUGAAAUUUUCAAAAAUCCAAAAGUUUCUGGGCGUUGUGUACCCAACUGCGAUUUUACUGGUGACCGGUUAUAUAGUAUGGGUCUAUGUCGCUUUAGUGUGUGUUAAUUCCAAUAUAAAAGUAAAAAAUGGAUACAGGGCUAUGGGAGCAGGAAUUACAUUCGUAAUCUUGUUUUUUAUAAGCGUGGGAUUAAGCUAUUUAUCCUAUUUUCGAGUUCUGUUCUCAAAUCCGUCCUAUUGUGGUGAUAUUACUUUGGAUUACUACGAUGAUACAACUACAAUCUUUGUUUGUGGCCCAAACGGCGCCCCUCGUAUAUGUGGAACAUGUAAAUGUUGGCUACCAGAUAGAUCUCAUCACAGCAGAGUCAGUAUGAAAUGCAUCAAAAAAUUUGAUCAUUACUGUGCGUUCGUUGGUAAAGAUAUUUGUUUUAGCAAUCACAAAUUCUUCUAUCAAUUUCUAUUUUAUGGAACCAUUGCAUCUCUUUUUGUCUUGAUUAGCACUGCAAUAAUGUACGCUCGUAAAGGAGAAUAUCGAAGCCUUCCUGGAACUUGGAUCUUUGUUUUAAUAUCUUCUGGCUUUGGCGUUCUUUUCAUGGGUGCUUUAUUACUUCGACAGACUGUUUUUCUACUAUUAAACAUGAAUAGCCAUGAAGGAAGAAAGUGGAAGUCGAAGGUUUAUCACUUUAGUGUGUUUUUUCCAGAGCAAAUGACCAGUCGUGUUCAUGUACAAAGCGAUCCGGGCGACCUUCCUUGGGAUUUGGGGUAUUCAAAAAACUGGAGAUCUGUAAUGGGCGAUCAUUGGUAUGACUGGUUUUUACCAUUUCGUCGUUCACCUGGUAAUGGUAUACACUAUGAGUACAAUCCUUCUUUUCUGCACAAAAUGCGCUUAAAGGCCACUUCUACUCCCUAGAGGUAAUAAGUAAUUUAUAAUAAUUUAGGAUUACUCUAAUCCUUCCAUGCCUCUACUCGUCGAUAUAAAACAUCAAGCACUUCUGAAUAUUGAAGCUCAAUCCCUUUUUCUUUCAAUACUUGGUCAACAACUUGAUGAUUAUCAUCCUUAAUCGCUUUUAUAAAACUUCUAAUGGUCAUUUCUUUGCCCAGAUCCAAUGACAGCAGUUCAAUAGAUGAUGUCAAUUUCUUAAAAGUUAGUAAUGGAUAGUAUGAAAAUUCCAAUAGAAUCUGCAUUAUAUCUCUUGUGUACUGUAUACCACCGCGGAGACUAAAUUGAUGGGACAUUAUGAUUUUAACAAACCAGUUUCCGACAAUUAUUCCUAAUUGAUAUAUAACCUCACGCAACGAGGCACCGGAAAGAAGACUUUCUAACGUUCUUAUAAGGUUCCUUAAAGAACUUUGAAUUUUCAGUAUCUCUGAGGAUACGGGAGAUGUAGCAAUAUCAACAUUUAAUGGUUGUUCCUUUAUUACCCACGUAUCGAUGUCAGCGUAGUCAUUAACCAAAGGCUGCAGCAUCUGAAUUGCUGCACGUAAAAUGAGUCGGAAUGAUCCUUUCUUCAAAACAUCGAUUCUAUUCUUCAUGACGAAAAAGGCAGAAUGUUCUUUAUGACCAUAAUGACUCCCAAUCUCAAUAUAUAUUUCUUCAUCUUCAUAAUCAUCGAUCCAAUUUUUUAAGAGAUGAAAAUUGCUAUACAAUUUGCACAUACGUUCUACUUCAGUAGUUUCAUUUUGACGGCCUAGUUGUAAUGAUCCAGG
Schizosaccharomyces cryophilus OY26 is the source of this 1810-nucleotide messenger RNA. RefSeq names its product vacuolar membrane palmitoyltransferase. Bases 78 to 1013 code for a protein of 311 amino acids. The record is from RefSeq and is a predicted model, not a curated record. The transcript has 6 exons. Gene Ontology annotation, molecular function: protein-cysteine S-palmitoyltransferase activity. Lineage: Eukaryota; Fungi; Ascomycota; Schizosaccharomycetes; Schizosaccharomycetales; Schizosaccharomycetaceae. Gene Ontology annotation, biological process: peptidyl-L-cysteine S-palmitoylation; protein targeting to membrane. Gene Ontology annotation, cellular component: endoplasmic reticulum; Golgi apparatus.